GAAAAUUUCUCAAAUUUUUAUUUUUGUGCUUUUAAAAUUUAUUUUUUUCAAGUUACUACUUAUUGGUGUUGAGAUUAUGCAUUCCUAAUCUAUAUUUUAAAUAAAUUUUGGAGAGAGGAGUCAUUUGAAUAGGUGUAUUGACUGAAUUAUGGAAACCUUGCCCUCCAUCAUUUCAUGUAGGAAAGAUUUGAUAGGGCUGCAGUCCUAUCAAAAUAAGUAAAGUUUCGUCUCAUAACUCAUAAAACAGCGUAAUUCAAGUAUUGAAAGACCUUGGCAUGUAUGGGUCAUCUAGGAUUUAAAGUUCUAUAAAUAGUGUACCUUGUAACAUAUUAUUUAGAUUUUUUAUUUAAAAUAUAAAGGUUCAAUGAUCUGCAAGAUCUAUAUUUUUUUUUUUUUUUUGAGUUUUCAAUUUUAUUUUCGGUGUUGAAAAUGGAUUUUAGACCCAUCAGAUUUCCAUCGUUAAAAGUGUUUUCCAAAAAAAAAUUUGACGUGAGGCUUUAUUUUGUUUUCAUAAAGCCCGGGCUUUACAGAAACUUCAUCGUUUCAUGUAUAAUAUACUCCACACAAUUAGGAUAAUGAUAUGCAGAGACAAUGGAGGAGUUCCAUCGCUUUGCCUCGCAAUCUGCAACAACAAUGGCUUCUCUCCGCAUAAACCCCAUAACUCCCAUUCUCUCUAUCAAGAAGCCGAAGACACAAGGCCUUUUGAAUCAAACUGACCCAAAAACUUAUCUCUCCAGAAUUCUUCUCCAUAGAAAUCUUCUCUCUUGGACACCUCUGUUUGGGGCAUUUCCCCCACAAAACAGUUUCUCUAGAAAAGCUCCAAAGGCUGAAUUUUUCCAAGAGAGCUUUCACUCUGUAAACCUUAUAUCUAGGAGAGCUCUAAUUUCUUCUUUUCCAAUCGGUCUUGCGGUAGUUUCACCUGGAGUUUUGCAGGCCCGAGAACGCAGGAACAGGAAAAACAUCCCUCUGGAAGACUACCAAACCAGUGCUGAUGGACUGAAGUACUUCGAUCUUGUUGAGGGAAAUGGCCUUAAAGCUGAAAAAGGCUCUACUGUUCGGGUUCAUUUUGACUGCAUCUACCGUGGUAUUACGGCUGUCUCAAGUCGUGAAUCAAAACUACUAGCUGGUAAUCGCAUUAUUGCUCAGCCGUAUGUGUUCACGGUUGGGGCUUCUCCAGGCAAAGAACGAAAGCGGGAGUAUGUUGAUAAUGCAAAUGGUCUCUUUUCCGCUCAGGCUGCGCCUAAACCCCCACCAGCUAUGUACUCAAUUACUGAGGGAAUGAAAGUAGGAGGGAAGGUGAACAGGACUGUGAUUUUGCCACCGGAGGCUGGGUAUGGUCAGAAGGGGAUGAAUGAAAUUCCGCCAGGGGCCACUUUCGACUUAAAUGUGGAGUUACUAGAUGUCCUAACACCACCAACAAAGUAGGGCAAUUUAUACCCUCUUGAUCUGCCUUGUGGCCGCGUAUUUCGCUGAACUUCCCUUUAUACAAUCCUAUAGGGGUCAGACUGUUCAGGAAAUUUUGGGUUUGUCAAUGUUGCCUUGAUUCAUUUAUUCAUUUUUGCCAAUUCACUUGUUCAUUUGAAAGAUGUAAAGAGAUGCUUUCUAGAGGCUCAAUGGACCUUAUUCCCAAUGCUACAUUACCAACAUGAAUUCAAAGUUACAUGGAUUUGAAAAAACCAGUGUUCAAUGA
Amborella trichopoda is the source of this 1690-nucleotide messenger RNA. RefSeq names its product FKBP-like peptidyl-prolyl cis-trans isomerase family protein. Gene Ontology annotation, molecular function: peptidyl-prolyl cis-trans isomerase activity. Gene Ontology annotation, cellular component: chloroplast thylakoid lumen. Lineage: Eukaryota; Viridiplantae; Streptophyta; Magnoliopsida; Amborellales; Amborellaceae. The record is from RefSeq and is a predicted model, not a curated record.